This is a messenger RNA of Loa loa (African eye worm), 306 nucleotides long. RefSeq lists its product as hypothetical. The coding region runs from base 1 to 306 and encodes 101 amino acids. The record is from RefSeq and is a predicted model, not a curated record. The transcript has 3 exons. NCBI's taxonomy places the organism in Eukaryota, Metazoa, Nematoda, Chromadorea, Rhabditida, Onchocercidae.
AUGCAAUGUUUUCGGCACUUUUCUACAACGAUACUAUUACUGAUUAAACUAUUAUUUGUUAAAAAUGUUACAUCAAUGGUAUGUCCUGAUGGUUAUGCAGGUAACGAAUUUCAUAGCUUACUUUAUGGAUUGGGCUAUGGUACUUUGGCUCAAAUAUGUCCACCUGAUAAUUUCUUCUUCUCAUAUAUAUGUUGUGAUCAAGGAUAUUUCGAAUGCUGUAUAAGAUUCGAAUUAUGGUUUAUGUAUUCUAUACGUAAGAAAAGUGGAAAAUACGUGAUAAGCCUUACUGUAUCACCAUCUCUUUAA